This is a messenger RNA of Austrofundulus limnaeus, 430 nucleotides long. RefSeq names its product triple functional domain protein. The record is from RefSeq and is a predicted model, not a curated record. Gene Ontology annotation, biological process: axon guidance. NCBI's taxonomy places the organism in Eukaryota, Metazoa, Chordata, Actinopteri, Cyprinodontiformes, Rivulidae. Gene Ontology annotation, molecular function: guanyl-nucleotide exchange factor activity. Gene Ontology annotation, cellular component: extrinsic component of membrane; cytoplasm.
UGUGUGUGUGUGUGUGUGUGUGUAGGAGCUGUUGACGUGCUGUGAAGAAGGUAAAGGAGAGAUCAAAGAUGGCCUGGAGGUGAUGCUCAGCGUUCCCAAGAAAGCCAACGAUGCCAUGCACCUCUCCAUGCUGGAGGGAUUUGACGAAAACCUGGAGUCGCAGGGCGAGCUCAUCCUCCAGGACUCGUUCCAGGUGUGGGAUCCAAAGACUUUGAUCCGUAAGGGUCGGGAGCGCCACCUCUUCCUCUUUGAGAUGUCUCUGGUCUUCAGCAAGGAGGUGAAGGACUCAAACGGCCGGAGCAAAUACAUCUACAAGAGCAAACUGUUUACGUCAGAGUUGGGGGUCACGGAGCACGUUGAAGGAGACCCCUGUAAGUUUGCUCUAUGGGUGGGACGCACCCCAACUAACGACAACAAGAUUGUGCUCAAG